AUGAACAAUGAAGAAGAAAACUGCGUGUGUGUAUUAGGGUUCAAAGAAUCAAAAGUGUUACAGAAUGAGGGGAAAACCCUUAUUUAUACUAUACCUAUUAAUACUAAAAGUGCUAAUAGGAAACCAACUAGGAAAGAAGCUGAUAGCGUGGCGUGGAGGACAGACAGAGUUGUUUUGGGCUGGAUUCUCGGGUCAUUGGCCGAUACUGUUGUUAGGACGGUGGCACGUUCUCACACCGCAAGAGAUGUGUGGGUGGAGCUGGACAAGAAAUUCGGUAAGGCUAAUGCUGCUCCGCCACAAGUACCACAAGUUGUGCUUGUGGAGACCGAGUAUGAGGAGCAGUUGCCUCUGUUGCUGAGAAAGAUACGCGAGGAGGAGUGGGAGGAUGCCAAAGAACACAUAACCAGAGAUCCGGGGGCCAUCCGAGACCAAAAAACUGGGAAAAAAGACACAUGUCUCCACUUAGCCGUGUCGGUGAACAAACCUUAUGCGUUCGAUUUCGUCCGAUUCCUAGGUGAAAGAAUGACCGAGCAGACAUGGCAAGCCAGGAACAGCCUCGGCGAAAAUGCCCUACAUACGGCCGUCCGGACUGGAAACGAUUCAGCCACGGCGUUCCUGUUGGAUGAGUUCAGCGAUCUGAUGCACGUGCGCAACAACAAUGGUGAAUUGCCGAUCCACCUGGCGAUCCAAGGUGCCAAGGAGGGGUCUAUUUGGUUGUUGCUUGGGAAAAUGGGCAAUGUUGUUGAUGAACAGACAGGUUUCAAGCUCCUGUGUAUGGCGAUCGAUGCCGAGCAUUUUUUUAACCAUACUAAUGCUCUGGCGCCCAAACAUCGCGACACCUCAAUAGGAAUACCAUCAGGGCCCAUUGUUUUACCUCCCUUCAUCCUCUUCAUAGCCUCUCGGAUCUCUGCCUCUCGGAUUAUCCUCACCAAGCAUCUAUUGGUAUCCUCAAAUGAGUCAACCAACUCCAGGGUAAGACCCUCACUCUCCCCAUUAAACAAUUUGUCGAAGUACUCUCGCCAUCUAUCCUUGAUCUCCCCAUCCUUCACCAGUGGCCGAUCCAACUCAUCCUUGAUGCAUUUGAUUUCCUCAGUUCAUCACUGCAAAAAAAAUGAUCAUGUGCUUCUCGUUGAGUCCCUCUUCAAACGCUUGAAGGACAAAAGUUUCAGCAACACAGUCCAAAUCUACAAGGACGCCAUGCUCACGGCUGUCGAGAACCGAAGUGAAACGAUAUUUAACGAGGUUUACCAGAUCUUCAACGAUAACCAAUUUGAGUUUAGUAAGUUGAAGGAUGCUUAUGAAAACACUCCCCUGCACUUGGUUGCAAGGUUGGCCCCACCGCACAAGCUCAAUCUUGUUUCUGGUGCGGCCCUACAGAUGCAACGUGAGAUACAAUGGUUUAAGAAAGUGGAGAAAAUGUGCCAUGAUGUUUAUAUAAGACAACGGAUCAACCUUUUCGAGGAAACACCCGACAUGAUAUUCACAUACGAGCACCAACAACUGAAAGUCGACGGUGAAGGGUGGAUGAAAGACACGGCCAAAUCAUGCACGAUUGCCGCCGCACUAAUCGCCACGGUUGUGUUUGCCGCCGCCAUCACAGUGCCCGGCGGCACCGAGUCGAGCAGCGGUUACCCAUUCUUCUCCCAAAAAAGGGCUUUCAUAAUAUUCGCAGUCUCGGAUGCCAUCUCCCUAUUCACGUCAACAACUUCACUAUUGAUGUUCUUGUCAAUCUUGACUUCACGCUAUGCGGAACAAGAUUUCUUACGUUCUACCCAAGAGGGUUGGAUACUCAUACCGGUGGCUGCUCUUGCUUGUUUUCCGGUGGCAUCAUUCAUGCGGCAACAGUCCCCGCUCCUUGUUGAUGUUAUCUACAAUACGUAUUGUCUUCAAAUUUUCAAGCAGAAGAAAAUUAUUCGCUCAAGCUUCUCAUUCUCCUCAUCCUGCUCACGCGUCCUCCGCCUCGACGUCGUAGCAUGGUAUCAAGAUUUUAAAAUAUCCAUCAAGGAAAAGGUCGAAAAACUGAAGGGAGUCAAAGAACAUCUAAAGUUAGGCUGGAAGACACUUCGUUUGGGAGCUUCGAGAUCGCGAAAUAGCGAAGUGUAG
Messenger RNA from Striga hermonthica, 2103 nucleotides. The record is from the annotation of a GenBank genome assembly. Lineage: Eukaryota; Viridiplantae; Streptophyta; Magnoliopsida; Lamiales; Orobanchaceae.